UUCUAUUACAACUUGCUAUGAGUUGUCUUUUUACUACUGUACACGAUGGGUUUCCGUUUUAUUGCGUUUGUUUUAGUUGUAAUCUUGUUUGGAACACAGACGGUUCGUGCAAAUCGUAGAAGCUGUGGAUGUUUGAAACCUUAUCAGAUAGCAGCGUGUGAUGCAGUAUUCAGCCCAAGGGCUAUGGAAGUGACUUGCUGUCACCCGAUGAAAACUUUUGUAGACACGAAUAACCAGUGCUUGGUCGAAUUAGAAACUGAUGAAUUUACUUGUGCAGUAUCAAAAUGUGCGACAGGGAAGUAUAACUUUACAACAAGAGACAACAUAGACCUGAAGAAAGUUAAACAUGUCCUUCAAAACAUUAGCGACAGUGAUCCUGAAACGACACCACUGGUUGAGGAAAUAAAGAAAAACUGUUUCGAUAAUCGCUACCUACGUUACGUCACUAGCGACCCCUGCUGUGAUAAUAUGAAGUAUGAAGUCUGUGCCUACGUUAGUUGUCUGAUGGGUUGUCAGAAGUUCUACACUCAUCCGCACAGAUGUAGAAGGCUGGCAAUAAACGUGGCUAUUUGCAAGCCAGUCCUUCAAAAGUACUUGGACUACAUCAAUGGAGAGAGCACUUGCUCAUCAAAGUAAAGGAAUUUAUUA
Spodoptera frugiperda (fall armyworm) is the source of this 648-nucleotide messenger RNA. RefSeq lists its product as uncharacterized. The record is from RefSeq and is a predicted model, not a curated record. Bases 46 to 636 code for a protein of 196 amino acids. NCBI's taxonomy places the organism in Eukaryota, Metazoa, Arthropoda, Insecta, Lepidoptera, Noctuidae. The transcript is spliced from 5 exons.